AUGGAAGACUUCAACACUCGCGAUUUGAUCCAGCGGUUGCAGACACAGAUCGAGGCACAGGCACAAACUAUACGGGAGCAGCAAGAACACCAGCGCAAACAGGCAGAGGAGCUGGCAGCACUGAGGGCGCAACAACCACCGCCAGAAUUGUCAGCCUCUAAUCGGCAUGACAAUAAUGAAGGAAGCCACCAUGGAGGGCCGUCUGACCCAUGUGGCGGGGGCAAGAAGGGUCCCUCUUCCAUGCGUCUCACCAACUUGCUCCCAUUCACGGAGACCAUCAUGCAAGCGCACAUGCCAGAUAAACCUCCCCCAGCAUUGGACCGUUAUGAUGGCUCCGCCGAUCCCGACAAUCAUCUGCGUAACUUUAUAGACGCCAUGGCGUUCUACACCGACAAUGACCCCGUCAUUUGCAGAGCUUUCUCCUUAUCCCUUAAGGAUGAGGCCUUGGAGUGGUUUCACACUCUUCCACGGAAUUCAGUAGAUUGUUUUGCGACAAUUGAAACUCUGUUCCGAAAACAGUACGCGACCAACAGAAAACCGGAGAUGACUGCUGCUGAACUUGUGAAUACCAAGCAGGAGAAAGAUGAAACACUAAAAGCGUUCAUGCAACGGUACAACGAGACGGCCCGACGUGUGAAGGAUAUCAAUCACACCUUCAUCAUCAGCAAUCUACCUUCGUGCUUAAGGCUAGGAUAUUUUGCGGAACAAUUAUACGCUGACCCUCCAGCAUCUAUGGAAGAACUGCAAUCCACAAUUGCAAAGUUCAUCCGCAUCGAGGAUCUCCGGAAUUCUCGGAAAAAGCAGCAGCAGGAUGCCUCCAACCAUGAUACCAAGAAACCCGCCAAACGACCGACCAACGACUAUAAGCCAGACCGAGCACCUCGAAAAGAGUCGGGUUGGACAUCUAAAUACGAUCGUUACACGACCCUCAAUGCGCCAAGGGCAAAGGUGCUCGAAGAGGCUUUGCAUGCCGAACUCUUAAUCGUACGGCGCAAAGCUACCCCAAAAAACGCGGACAAUAGCAAAGCCUGCCGUUUCCACAUGAACCAUGGGCAUGACACGGAGGAAUGCAAUAUGGUGAAGGACGAACUGGAGCGACUUAUCCGAGCAUGCUACCUCCAAAAUUACAUCAAGGACAGGAUCCCCAAUAGAGCCGCCACUCCCCACCGAAAGGAUUCUUCCAGGCGGAGUCCCGAGCGAUCGCCUCCUAGGGACGACCGACGUCGUAGGAGAUCGCGCAGUCCCCCCCGAUGGACAGAGAGGGAGCGUUCGGUCCGAGGCCGAAUCGACACCAUAUCUGGUGGUUUUGCCGGGGGAGGAGCGUUCUCUUCAGCCAGGAAACGAAAUUUGAGGCAGCUGAAGUCAGUACAUAUGGUCGACCGACAGCCUCGGUCGAUCCCUGAUAUUACGUUUACCAACGCAGAUUUCCAUGUGCCCGACCCCGAUCAUGAUGACCCCAUGGUCAUCACCGCCAAUAUAGCUCGGUACGACGUCAACAAGGUUCUCGUUGACCAGGGCAGUUCGGUCAACAUCCUGUAUUGGUCCACCUUCAAAAAGAUGGAUCUAUCCGAGGACCUCAUCGCCCCUUUCAACGAACAAAUUGUAGGUUUUUCAAGGGAAAGAGUCGAUACCCGUGGGUACCUCGACCUGCGGACACGGCUCGGAACAAGUCGGGAGCCACCAGAGCUCAGAGUCCGAUUCCUGUUGGUCGAGGCCAAUACAUCAUACAACGCUUUGUUAGGACGUCCUUGUCUGAAUGCCUUUGGAGCUAUCGUGUCCACCCCUCACCUGGCCAUGAAAUUUCCUACGGAGCGCGGCACCAUUUGCACAGUAAGGGCGGAUCAACGAACGACCCGACAAUGUUACGUUGCUGGGCUGAAAAUCACCCCUUUCGUACCCAUAAGAAGGGUGAGAAAAGCUGAGACAGCAGCCGUCGAAUUGGACCCUCGAACCAAUAUAGACGAACGUCUCCAUCCGCAAGGCGAUAUCAAACUCCUUUCGUUGAUAGAGGACUCAUGCAAAACUACAACCGUUGGCGGAGACCUCGCUUUGAAUGACGAACAAGAUCUGGGACCUAUGCUACAGGCCAACGCGGACCUGUUCGCAUGGACGGCCGCCGAUAUGCCAGGAAUUCAUCCCAGAGUCAUGGCACACAAAUUAUCCAUCUUCCGGGAAGCACGACCUGUCGCGCAAAAGAAGCGACGGUUCGGAGAAGAAAAGCGUAAGGCCGUUCAAGUCGAAGUUGAGAAGUUGAUGAAUGCCCAGUUCAUCAGGGAGUUGACCUACACUACGUGGUUGUCGAACGUAGUCACGGUCAAGAAGUCGAACGGUCAGUGGAGAAUGUGUGUCGACUUCACCGACCUCAAUAAAGCACGCCCCAAAGAUUCGUAUCCCUUGCCUAGCAUCGAUCGUUUGGUAGAUGGAGCCUCUGGUCAUGUUAUACUCAGCUUCCUCGACGCAUACUCGGGAUACAACCAAAUCCCCAUGUACGCGCCCGAUCAGAGCAAAACAGCCUUCAUUACUGAACGCGCUAAUUACUGUUAUGAAGUAAUGUCGUUCGGUUUGAAGAAUGCCGGGGCUACUUAUCAACGCCUCAUGGAUAAAGUUUUCCAUAUUCAGAUAGGACGCUGCAUGGACGUCUAUGUCGACGACAUGGUAAUCAGGAGCAAUUCUGUGGAACAACACCUGCAAGACUUAAAAGAAGUAUUCGGCCAAAUCAGAAGGUACGGCAUGCGCCUUAACCCUUCCAAGUGCACCUUCGGAGUCCCUGCGGGUAAGUUUCUAGGUUUCAUGCUUACUCGUCGAGGCAUCAAAGCUAAUCCAGACAAAUGCAAAGCCGUGCUCGACAUGGCUGCUCCAAAGACUCUAAGGGAGGUACAUCGUCUGGUGGGUAGGCUCACAGCCUUGUCUCGCUUCAUUCCGAAGCUAGCCGAGCAUAUCAAACCCAUCCUGAAGAGCUUAAAAAAGGGUACCACACGACACUGGGACGAUGAUUGUGAAACAACAUUCAACACUGUCAAGCACAUUCUCACCAGUCCUCCCAUUAUGGCUCGACCGGACGCUGGAUCCGACUUACAGCUAUAUAUCGCAGCAUCCCACCAUGCUGUCAGUGCUGCCUUGAUACAGGAGGCGUCAUCCCUCAAGCUAAUAUACUUCAUCAGCCGUACACUUCAGGGAGCGGAAGAGAGAUAUUCUCGAAUUGAGAAGAUCGCACUAGCUCUCCUCACGGCUUCACGUCGACUCCGACCAUAUUUUCAGAGCCACCAAAUAAUAGUCCGCACUGAUCACCCCAUCGCCAAGAUCCUCCGCAAACCCGACUUAACAGGACGAAUGGUUUCUUGGUCGGUGGAACUUUCAGAAUUCGACAUUAAAGUGGCUCCUCAGCGUCGACGGAUCCUCGGACAAAAGGGGGGAGGAGCCGGUGUUGUCCUAGAGGGACCAGAUGGUUUAGUCAUAGAGCAAGCCAUCACAUUCAAGUUUCCUGCCAGCAACAACCAGGCCGAGUACGAAGCCUUGAUUGCUGGUCUAUCCCUGGCCACUGAGUUCAUGGUCACUCGCCUAGAGUGUCGAAUGGAUUCAAAGUUGGUGGUCGGCCACGUGAGCGGAACUUAUCAGACCCUGCUUCAAAACUUCGUAGAGUUUAGCAUCGUCCAUGUACCCAGGGAGCAAAACGCAAGGGCAGAUCUCUUGUCUAAAUUAACUCACUCUAAGGAGCGAGCACCAUUGUCCUCAAUCAUUAAGGUGACGCUCGACCAUCCAGUCGUGGAAGCGUUCGUCACCAAUGUGUCGACACCGAUAACAGACUGGCGCCAGAAGGUCAAGGAUCUUAUGGUGAAACAGGAGCAAGGAGAGACCAUUACUGUGACCGACUCCAAACGCAUUACAUGUUUUGUAUGCAUAGGCGACGACCUAUAUCGCUGCGGACACAACACUCCUCUAUUGAAAUGCAUAUCCGAGAAAGAGGCGGACUACGUACUACGCGAGUUGCACACAGGGAUAUGUGGAUUUCAUUCGGGUAAGCGGACACUCAGGGCGUGCAUUCUUCGCGCAGGAUAUUGCUGGCCCACGAUCGACCACGAUUGUGAGACAUUCGUCAAGAAGUGUAUCUCCUGUCAAGCACACGGUCACGACAUUCAUGCACCUCCCGAGGAGUUGCAUAGUAUUGUCGCUCCCUGGCCGUUCGCUCAGUGGGGCCUCGACAUAGUUGGACCAUUACCACCUGCCAAAGCGCAAAACAAGUUCCUUCUUGUGGCGGUCGACUACUUCACAAAAUGGAUAGAGGCCGAGCCGUUGUCCGUCAUUAGUGCCCAACGGGUGCAGAAGUUCAUCUGGCGCCUCAUUUGUCGGUUCGGUCUGUCAUAG
Vigna angularis (adzuki bean) is the source of this 4362-nucleotide messenger RNA. RefSeq lists its product as uncharacterized. Gene Ontology annotation, biological process: DNA integration. NCBI's taxonomy places the organism in Eukaryota, Viridiplantae, Streptophyta, Magnoliopsida, Fabales, Fabaceae. Gene Ontology annotation, molecular function: nucleic acid binding; RNA-DNA hybrid ribonuclease activity. The coding region runs from base 1 to 4362 and encodes 1453 amino acids. The transcript is spliced from 3 exons. The record is from RefSeq and is a predicted model, not a curated record.